Messenger RNA from Pochonia chlamydosporia 170, 1896 nucleotides. RefSeq names its product arca-like protein. Bases 1 to 1896 code for a protein of 631 amino acids. The record is from RefSeq and is a predicted model, not a curated record. Gene Ontology annotation, cellular component: nucleus. Gene Ontology annotation, biological process: carbohydrate metabolic process; positive regulation of transcription by RNA polymerase II. Gene Ontology annotation, molecular function: zinc ion binding; DNA-binding transcription factor activity, RNA polymerase II-specific; transcription cis-regulatory region binding. Lineage: Eukaryota; Fungi; Ascomycota; Sordariomycetes; Hypocreales; Clavicipitaceae. The transcript is spliced from 6 exons.
AUGUCGGAUGAAGAGUACAAGGCUCAUUUUUCGAUAUGGGCGGCCAUGAAGUCACCUAUGAUCAUGACAAAUGUUUUGUCAAGGGUUAGCUCUGAGACACUUUCGAUUCUUCAAAAUACUGCCGUUUUAGCUGUUUCGCAAGAUUCCAUGGGUUCGUCAGUGACCCGACGUUGGCGGUACUAUGUGAACAACACAGACCAAUUUGGCCAGGGUGAAAUUCAACACUUCACUGGUGGGUUGUCCGGUGGCGAUGAGUUGGUUCUUUUCCUCAACGCUGGGUCAAGCAAGCGAGAAAUGAAUGCAACACUAGAGGAGAUCUUCUGGGAAAAUGGGGGUAGCGGCACCGCGCCACAGAUAGAAGGUAUCUUGUCUGGCAACGCGACCAAUCCGUUGAACAUGACGGCCAAGGGAGGUUCACCGAGGAAUGUUUACGCGCAAGUUCCUGCGACAAACGACACAGCCAUGAUGGGUGCCAAAAUAGGCUCUGUAUCCGGCAGUGACGGGCAACGUCCAAGAUGCAGCCGUUGCAUAAAGGCUAAUCGUAACUGCAUUCGCGAUUCGCCGAGACAAUUCUACAAUGCUUCCAGGGUAAGCAGUGGUACUAGCUUUUCACCAACACAAGAGUGGAUGCCAUUGCCACCAAGUGGAAACGUCCAGUUUGUUGGCCUGUCCCCUAAACAGGUUUCCCAGUAUCCCCUUGAACCGACUCAGGGCGCCUCGAGGAGCACACCGUGGUCGACACAAAAGCACAGUUCCGACGCAGAUUCCGCCGCGCCGCCACCACCAACGCUAGGGCAUAGGAACUCUUCGAGUAAUUCCGGUGGUUACCCAUUAGCUUGCGAGACGAUACGUUUCCUGCCCGCACAGAGCGAGGCAGAGAGCAAUUUAAGCACAGGCAGCCCGGUGCCCGAGAAAUCGCCCUCGGAGACAUCGUAUGCGAUCGACUCCCGCCCGCAAUCCCACUCCGUUGGUCGUCUUUAUCUUGAUCCUCCUGACUGGCCCCUCGAAAAUGUUCAGGAAGCGACACUGCUUCAACAUUACAUUAAUGAGGUUUCUUUAUUUUUUGACUUUUGUGACAAAGAUCGCCACUUUGCUACCAUCGUCCCCCAGCGUGUACGUACCUGUGGCACGCUUCUUAGUGCCGUUUUGGCCCUCGCAGCUCGCCAUCUUAGUCGCAUCGACGACUUCGACCCCGCCGUAGCAGACAGCCAUUAUGAUAAAUGUCUUCAAACCUUAAUACCGGCGAUCAACGAUGACUUGUCUGUUCUGGAUGAAACUCUGUUAAUAAUUGUAGUUAUACUUCGCCUACUUGAAGAGUUAGAUGUACCAAUCGCAGGCGCCGACAGACAGGGUCAUCUAGUGGGUGCGAGGACACUCAUCCGACUACAAGAGAACCUAGGCAUAAACUCCAGCCUUCGUCAAGCUGCAUACUGGGCCUGUCUUCGGCAGGAGAUAUACAUGUCGUUGCGGGACAGUCGGCAGAUUAGACUGGACCUUGAACUUUUCCACAAGUUCCAAGCCGUCCAGCCAGGGGAGAGGUAUUCUUUUGCUUGCGGAGCCACACUUCAUUGCGCAGAGACGAUUGCCUUUGCAUAUGGUAUUAGCAGGCCGUCAUCCAUGGAGUUACAUAAGAAGCUUCUUAAUGAGAAUAAGCGAAUUGCGGCUGGAGAUCAUGGGCAGCCAUUUUUCUACAAAGCUAGGGGUGGCGAUUUUCCAGAUAUUCGCUACGAGACUGAGGAGCGCAUUAUCGCUGCCCAGUAUUCCUCACUCGCCCGUAUCUUGUUGGAUAUAAAUGAUCCGUCGCUUCCAAGAACUGGCCCAGCAUGCUUUCGUGCGGAAGAAGGGGUUCGAGACAAGCUAUACUCAUUGCAUGUAUGGCGAUAUCUCUUUCUGUAG